UCCAAGUACUAGCGUCAACCCUCUGGUCGACUUCGCGGGUAUUCAACUCCAUGUUCGGUCCGGAAUCUCACUUCCUAGAAGCGAUUGAGCUCCGGCGGUCGAAGAUCCCAGAACUCGGAUAUCCUCCGGCCGUAGUCGCCCUCAACGACGAUCCAGAUGCUCUGGAGUACAUAUUCAAUGUACUCCACCACCGACAAGAGCGUCUUCCGGAGGUCGACCAGCCGCUGAUGGUGGCGGUGGCUGCGAUUUGCGAUGAAUACGAACUUCACAGUGCGCUGCAGCCCGUCGCCGACAGAGUUUUCCUACCUCUAGGAGAAAUCGCCUCGGAGGGCUUCGGCGACUGGAUAUUCAUUGCGUAUGUCUUCGGAUACGAGGAUCUGUUCGCGAAGGCGUCGCGGGAGUUGAUUCUCUCCAACCAGGAAACAAUUUCAACUAUCAAUGUUUACACACCCCAAAAAGUGACAGAAACGAUUACUGAGAAGUGGACGCUCAUCGUGAGCGAGCUGAGCCACAAAUUGGAGUCGAUCCCGGGGAACAUGUACCCACAGUGA
Messenger RNA from Tricharina praecox, 551 nucleotides. RefSeq lists its product as uncharacterized. Lineage: Eukaryota; Fungi; Ascomycota; Pezizomycetes; Pezizales; Pyronemataceae. The transcript is spliced from 2 exons. The record is from RefSeq and is a predicted model, not a curated record. Bases 51 to 551 code for a protein of 166 amino acids.